Dentiscutata erythropus is the source of this 176-nucleotide messenger RNA. The record is from the annotation of a GenBank genome assembly. NCBI's taxonomy places the organism in Eukaryota, Fungi, Glomeromycota, Glomeromycetes, Diversisporales, Gigasporaceae.
ACUUUAAUAAUAGUAAUAAAAGUAAUGAAGAUGAAUUGAAAGAUGAAUUGGCAAAAAGUAAUAAAGACAAGAUUAUAGAAUUAACUGAAUCUGAAACAAAGUUAUUAACAGAUAUAAAAUUUUUAUAUUACCAAGUACAAUAUAAAAUGCUAGCAAAAUUAGAGCAAAAAAGAUAA